Adineta ricciae is the source of this 363-nucleotide messenger RNA. The record is from the annotation of a GenBank genome assembly. Lineage: Eukaryota; Metazoa; Rotifera; Eurotatoria; Adinetida; Adinetidae.
AUGCUGCUUCAAAUUAGCUACAAUCUAAGUUUACCAGUUGAAUUUGGUAGUAGAAAUAGUCCUUGGUUACAAAAUCAGCAGCAAACAUUGGGUUGGUCUCGGAAUUUACCAGAACCCCAGUGGACAUUUAGUGGAUCAUACAUAAACAAUGAUGGUUUUCGUUUCAAUCCGGAAUAUUACGAUACUAGUCGCUUUUCCGUAGCUCCUCGUAUCGAUUAUGAUUGGGAUCGAGGAGUGACAGGAGGUGGUAUUCGACUUGGAUAUCGAUUUCGAAGAAGUGCUGAUGAACAAAACGAGUUAGCUCAACAAAAUGUUGAUUUAAUUUACGAUGGAAAUGAUGGUGAUGCACCGGUUGUCAAUUGA